AUGAAACUUGAGAAAUUAAUUUCGAAUAUUAAAUUAAUUGCUGGUAAUACUCGACAGAAUGCAAACCGUAUUGUAUGGAAUGCAAAUUUAACAUAUAAAGUUCCAAGACUAACAGCAAGUAUUUUUUCUCUGUGGACACUUCAGAAAGCAGAUCAUUAUUUUGAAGCUGAAGGCUUGGAAGAUCAAAAUAACUAUCUUUUUCAACCUCAUGCAGCUCAAGUAAAUCUGUAA
Rotaria sp. Silwood2 is the source of this 231-nucleotide messenger RNA. The record is from the annotation of a GenBank genome assembly. Lineage: Eukaryota; Metazoa; Rotifera; Eurotatoria; Philodinida; Philodinidae.